AUGUCCGAGAAAUCCGUCAAACGGAAAAUUGAAGAGGACCCGGCUGAGGCCCCUGUUACCAAGAGAGCAGGGCCCGAGCUGGUAAUCGAAAGUGAAACUGGCAUGGAGGUGGAAAGUCCCAAACCGCCCAACUAUGCUGAUGCGGUCCGGAAAAUCCCGCCGGUAAAUGUGAAAGGCCACGAGGAAUGGACCGAGAUGGUGGCCUAUCUAGAGAAAGAGGGCAUCACCCUCGAAAAAUCCGCUAUGACAAGAGAGGGGUACAGGAUGUACCCAAAAACUGCAGCUGACUACCGCAAACUAACGCAGAUCCAAAUGCACGAAGACGACAUAGAGAAAACCGCUUUCAGCAGCGAAAACGGACACUAUGAAUUCCUUAGCAUGCCAUUUGGGUUGAAGAAUGCUCCAGCAACCUUCCAGCGCGUGAUGGAUAAUAUUCUCAUCAUCCUUGCAGAUAAUUAG
This is a messenger RNA of Dendroctonus ponderosae (mountain pine beetle), 459 nucleotides long. RefSeq lists its product as uncharacterized. The record is from RefSeq and is a predicted model, not a curated record. NCBI's taxonomy places the organism in Eukaryota, Metazoa, Arthropoda, Insecta, Coleoptera, Curculionidae. The transcript has 2 exons. The coding region runs from base 1 to 459 and encodes 152 amino acids.